Molecule: messenger RNA, 2589 nt
Organism: Perkinsus marinus ATCC 50983
Lineage: Eukaryota; Perkinsozoa; Perkinsida; Perkinsidae
Product: Ribosome biogenesis protein MAK21, putative
Exons: 19
Coding region: 1-2562 (853 amino acids)
Cellular component (GO): nucleus
Source: RefSeq, a predicted model, not a curated record
AUGGUAGGGGGUAAACGUCAGAGCUCCACCUCGUUCAAGGGCAAGCCCAAGGGGCCUGAGAAGCCUUCCUUCAAAACGGCUAAGUUGAAUGCUAAGGGUGGCAAGGGGAGAUGGAAUAACCCCGCUAUCCGCGCGGCUAAGCGUCGACAACAUAAACAGCAGUUGGCUAACUUACCUCCUGAGGAAGCUAAGGCGAGACGAAGUGAAGAGAAAAUGGCAGCGAGCCACCAGCCUAAAUCCAAGCAAGAAGAGAUCAAAUUGGAAGUUCACAAGGAGACUGUCGAACCGGCGGAUAUCAAAUCGUUGGCUGGUUCCAAAUGGUUUAAUAUAGCUGUACAAAAACGAGCUUUGAAGAGUAAAGAAACUUCUGAUGUAAAUAUUGAGGAACUUCACAGCGAAGCGGAGGAAAUUUACAACUCAACUUUGGCGAGAUUCGAAUCGCUAAUGAGAAAAGAUUCCGAACAGUCGUGGCUGAGGAAAACGGUUCGAGUGGGAACGCUUUCUGAUAGGGUGACAGCGCUGGUGACACUGUCACAAUUCUGUCCCGUUUUGGCGUUACCACAACUGAGAAUUUUACUCGCAAUGUGCAGUAAAAAGGCAGCUCGCGAGGUUCAAGUCGGAAUCGAUGCGAUGAAGGAAUUGCUGUUGACGGAGUUCUUGCCAAAAGAUAGGAAAUUGAAAAGCUGGUCUCAGCAGAAGAAUGAGUUGUCCAAUUUACCAUCAAAACCACACGAACGUCGACUUUCAUUGGUGCGUAUUUACUUCGAAUCUGAACUGCAAAUUUUGGUGGCGGCAUUUGUCCAAGUAUUGCAUCGCGAGAUAGUGGUCGCUGGCAGUGCUGAUGGUUCACAGCAGCACUUGAGGAAAAAAUGUUUGGCAGUUGCACACGAUCUACUUCACGCUCGUCGUGAGCAAGAGUCUGCGUUGCGAGCUAUGUUGGUCUCGGGCCUUACAACUAAGGAUUCCACUGAAGCGGAGAGAUUAUUACACAAAUUGCUGAGAGAACAGCCUAGGCUGAAAACUGACGUGGCUGAAGAAGUGAUUCAUCAACUCAUCGAAAAGGGUCCUGUACAAGAUGACCGUCGCGCCAUGGGUCAUCUCUAUCGCGGCUGUGCGUUCUUAUGCUCUAUGAGACUCACUCACACUGAAGAUGGUGAUGUCGCUGUACUCAUCGCGGAGACGUUCGCAAAGUUAUUGGAGAAAAUGUUGUCGAGUGAAAUGCAAGGUCCGAGCAAAAUGAUGCGCCCUGCGCAUCGCGGUAGUCGAGUUCAUAAACAUAAGAAGAAUAGUGAGGGUGGUCCGAAUCAAGAGGAUGCACAACAACGAUUGAGAAUAGUGCGAUUGUGUCUAAGUGGAUUGCAUAAGGCUUUCACAGUCGCUGAUGAAUCGCUGGUCGAAGCGCGACUCUCUGAAGAUGCGAUGAAUGCUAUAUUGCGUUUAUCGUAUAGCAGGUCUGCUGAAGUUCCACCAGCUGCUCGGAAUGCGGCGGUGAUGCUCUUGAUUGAGAUUACUAGAGCUCAAGCUAGAGGAAGUAGUCGAAGUGAUGAGGAGGCUGAGUUGGAAACACGGUGUUGGCGUGCGAUCUACCAUCAUGUUCACUCACUCGAGUCGCAAUCGGCGUCGAAUUAUGUACCACUGCUGCAAAUGGUUUGGGAGCUGAUGAGCGCGAAGUCGACUGAGCCUAUCUUGGCUACUGCUACUGCUAGAAGGCUACUACAAUUGGCUUCCAUGACGGUCGAACCGGGUAUGUCUGCUGUAGCUGAGCAUGCAUUGGAUUUGAGUUUACCUCGCUCUGAGGAAUUGCAGAAAUUGAUAGAUUGGCAAGCUAUUGAGGGCGAGAAGAAAUAUGAUGCUGUGGAAAGAGACCCCAGGCACAGCGCGGCGCUUGAUGGGUCGAAGUGUUGCUGGGAGUUGCUGCCAAUGAAACAUCAUUACUGUCCGGGAGUAGCAGACAAAACUGGCAUAAGGAAAACGGCUCGAGACACCAUUGAAGUGAAUUCCUUCCCGAAGGCGCUGGCCGGCUUGUGUAUGAAUGUGGAGGAGCAGGAGGAGGAGGAAGGAGGGCAAGUUGCACUGCCGUGUGUGCUUCGAUAUUACAACGAUCCUGUAGUAGUCGCUAUGCGGGAUGAACGCAAGAGGGCGAGCGAGAAGAACAGGGAAGAUUACGUUGGUGUUGAAGAUGAAAAUGAAGGAGAAGAGGAGGAGGAGUUCUUUGAAGCUGCGGCCAAUGAAGAAAUGGGCGAUGAUAUGCCGGAGGAUGAGGAAGAGUCAGAAGAUGAGGCUCUGGCUGCGGCGCUUGCUGAGGAGGAGGAUGAUAGUGAGGAGGAAGAUAUGGGCGACUUUGAUGAAGAUGAUGAGGCCGCUUUCGCUGCUAUGGAUGGUAUUGGCGCCGACCAAGAAGAGGCAGAGGAGGAGGAGGUUGUUGAUUCCCCCUCAUUUAAGAAGUCGAAGAACCCUCGCAAGCGUCUCCGCGAGCUCAUGGCUGGCGGUACAUUUGUGUCGGCUGAUGAGGUCGCCGACCUCAUUGCUGCGGACAGCCAGAAAAGUCGUCGUCGCCGAUAGUCGCUACUUCGUCAAACGUUUACCAAC